Messenger RNA from Lingula anatina, 1632 nucleotides. Its product is annotated as protein CREG1-like. NCBI's taxonomy places the organism in Eukaryota, Metazoa, Brachiopoda, Lingulata, Lingulida, Lingulidae. The record is from RefSeq and is a predicted model, not a curated record.
UGCAGCCACGACGUUAUCGCGAGUUUGAUCUUUGAUAACGGGUCACCUGUCCCUGAAGUUCGACUCUUUUCUGACACUCAAAGCACGACCGGGGCCUAUACGAAACGAAGCGGUAUUGUGGGCGAUUUUGUUUAAAUACACGAGCGUCGGAAGAUUUGUCACUAAACCACUAUGAUAAUGGCCCUGAAACAUGCAGUCAUUUUUCUUUGCUGUCUUACCUGUCCCAGCUGGGUAUUCAGUGGAAAAGUAAUAUUCAAAGAAAACGGGAGCAAGGAUUUAAGUUAUGCACAAGAAUCAUCUACUUGGCCUACUCCCCCAUCAUGGAGAAAUAGGACUUUAACAGCCCGCUAUAUAGCACAUUACGCUGACUGGGGCGUGUUGUCAGGCAUCUCGGAGAGAGACCACGUCACUCCCUUCGGCGUGCUACAAUCGUUUGCUGAUGGCCCUCUUAACAAGAGUACAGGAAGGCCAUUCUUUUAUAUCUCUGAUAUGUCUACUGUCUAUAGAAUGGUGAAGAAUAACAAUGCAUUCUCCCUGACAUUAUCUGAGGCAGAAAGUAAUCUGUGUACUAAACAAGGAAUGGAUCCAGAGCUACCAACAUGUGCCCAAAUUACUCUGUCAGGAAAAAUGGAGCCAGUAGACCCUAAGGAUGUUAUGUUUGCUCAAACCUCACUGUUUGCCAGGCACCCGCAGAUGAAGGACUGGCCUGUUGGGCACAACUGGAAAAUCUAUGAGCUGAUGGUAAAUUCAGUUUGGAUAAUAGAUUACUUUGGAGGAGCUGUCAUCCUCCCUGCAGAAGAUUAUUACAAAAUUAAGUUUCCUUAAUUUAUCUGAGCAGUUUAACUUUGUCAAGGUAUUUCAAAGGUGGUGCUUACUAUAAAGAUGACAUGUACUUUUGCGGAUACAAAGUUUCAUUCAUUUUGUAAUGUUUAUUUUCAAUUGUUUUAGAGAAUUUGAUAUAAUCUUUGCUUAAAAUUGCUGGAGUAGCAUUGAUCACAAAGAUCAUCUAAUGAUGUUGUUACUUAUACUCUGUUUCUUCCCUUAUAUAUUUAUGGAGGAUUUAUAGAUAUUUUUCAUAAUGUUAAGUUACAAUUGUUACCAAAAAUCAAAAUAUUAAUUGCAACUAAAAGCAAAAUAAAGUGAUUUUCUGUUACUGUUAAGCAGCAAUUAUCUUAACAGCAUUUUUUCACAAAGAAUUGUUUGCAGGUAAUAAUAAAAAGAUUUCAAUCAGUGAAGUAAAGUAUUUAAAAGGUACAUAAGGAGCUGAUGUGUACUGCUAUAAUGGUUUCCUUUGCUGGCCAUACUAAUACUGGCCUGAUUAUAAUAGUUUAUAGAAUAUACUAUUAUAAGAAUAUAAAUACUCACCCUCUCACCUCAAUGUUUUUAAAAAUAAAUUUUCUUUGUAUUUUGUACAGAUAAUUGCACUUGGUUUUAUAACAUUGGUCUUAUAACUGAUGUGCAUGCUGUCCCAUUUUGUUCAUAUUGAAUCAUUAUGUAUACCCAGCAUGUAACAUGUACCCAACAAUGCAAAAUGCAUACAUAAAUUCUAUUUUAACCUAAUAUCAAAAUUGUGAUAUAUUCAUUUAUUGAUUUAUAAUAUUAAAUCAUCUGACAUACGUCCUGUAAAUUUUC